This is a messenger RNA of Capronia coronata CBS 617.96, 876 nucleotides long. RefSeq lists its product as uncharacterized. NCBI's taxonomy places the organism in Eukaryota, Fungi, Ascomycota, Eurotiomycetes, Chaetothyriales, Herpotrichiellaceae. The record is from RefSeq and is a predicted model, not a curated record. The transcript is spliced from 4 exons. The coding region runs from base 1 to 876 and encodes 291 amino acids.
AUGCCUCUCGCUGAUUACAACCCGUUUGCCAAACGCGAAGAGUUCACACGGAACAAUCUCAUCGCCUACAAGGUCCUCACCAUCGUCACCUGGCUGUUGCUGGUGGUCGUCGGAGCCAUCUACACCUUCGACCAUCCAGAAGAUUGCAAACACAAGCACCGGUGCCACACAAUAUGGGGGCAGAACAACCAUGUGGUGACGCCCUUCACAUUGAACUCGGUUCUCACCAGUAUCUACUGGGUUGUUAUCCUGAUCUUGCAGGCACAUUACAUUCGGUAUCUGUGGAAUUCCGACAAGCAAAUUGUGACCAGCGCCGCCAAUGUCGGUAGCCACUUCAUCUUCCAUAACCUUCUCACCUUUGGCUUUAUCAUGCUCUGGGUGCGAGGCCAUUUCUGGCAAGGCGAACUGCUCCUCAUCAUCAACCUCUUCAACCUUACUCUCCUCUAUUUUGGACACCCAACCACGCCGCUGUUCAUCCAUGUCCCAAUCGUGUCUGCUCCUUUGGCAUGGAACUACGUCGCUAUUCUUUGGGAUGGUGCCGCCAUGGUGCACGCCCACAGUCUACCUGCCAGAAUUGUCGCCAACAUCUUCAUCUGGGGCAUCUUGGUGUUGGGUGGUUUCUUCGUUUUGACCUUCAAGGACUACACCAUGGGCCUCGAAUUGGCAAUUCUCUCGCUAUCAUUGGGCCUGGGUCAGGUAACAAGCCAUGUAAUCGCUGUCCAGUGGAUCUUCGCCUUCGUUAUUUCUGGUUGUCUUCUGGUUCUGUCACUGCUCAUUGGUGCUCCAAAGUUGUUUGGACAGGACAACAGCAUCCGCCAAGAAGGGGCAAUUGUCAGCGAAGACCGAGAACGAGCUCCCUUGUUGAACGAUCAGUAA